Messenger RNA from Prunus armeniaca (apricot), 528 nucleotides. The record is from the annotation of a GenBank genome assembly. NCBI's taxonomy places the organism in Eukaryota, Viridiplantae, Streptophyta, Magnoliopsida, Rosales, Rosaceae.
AUGGAGGGUGACCCAACUCGGAUAAUGCUGGCAGUGAACGAGUCGACGAUCAAGGGGUACCCGCACGCCUCCAUAAGCAGCAGAAAGGCCUUCGAGUGGACUCUGCAGAAGAUCGUCCGCUCCAACACCUCUGGCUUCAAGCUCCUCUUCCUUCAUGCCCAAGUCCCUGACGAAGACGGUUUUGAUGACAUGGAUAGUGUCUAUGCAUCACCUGAGGAUUUCAAAAAUCUGAGGAAUAGAGACCGCGCCAGAGGGCUUCAUCUGCUGGAGUUCUUUGUUGAAAGAUGUCAUGCAAUUGGGGUUGGUUGUGAAGCAUGGAUCAAAAAAGGGGAUCCCAAGGAAGUAAUCUGUCAUGAGGUGAAGCGUGUGCAUCCAGACUUUCUGGUUGUGGGCUGCCGGGGUCUUGGUCCUUUCCAGAGGGUUUUUGUUGGGACAGUGAGUGAAUUUUGCGUGAAGCAUGCUGAGUGCCCUGUGAUCACAAUCAAGCGCAGCGCAGAGGAAUCACCUCAGGAUCCUGUUGAUGACUGA